GAUCGACAACUUCCUCACCCGGGAGAUGCUUGACUCUGUCCGUCGCCAACUCACCCGGCUUGACUUCUAAAUAAUAUCCUUGCAACGACUUCCAUCCAACCUGUGACCCCUCGAUUCCCCUCCCCAUCCCCCAGUGUAUCCUGUGUAUCCUUUGGAGGCCUCCCUCAUGGCCGACACCCUGCUCUAGGGGGUUGGUGGCUCUUAGAGCACUCAGUCUAAGGCGGAGGCCUUACCUACGACACAAGAGUAUACCGAGAAUUAUCUUCAUCGGACCUCGAAAUGGCCGCCCAGUCAACGCUACGCUCGCGGGAGGAUCCCCUUGCGAGCCUCUUCUCCCACUACGCCAAACUGCUUCGCUCCCGGUUCAGCCGCUCCUCCAAGAUAACCAAACUCCUCGCAACAGUCGCCCUGUUCCUGUCCAUCGUUUCGUCAAGCUAUGGCGGUUACAGCUGGCUGCGAUCGAGAUCCCAAGAGCGCGCCCAAGGGAGACGCUUACUCCGCCGAAAUUCCGGGAUCCGAGAGAAGGAUGGGACGCGGACCAUUUACGUCCCUUACCGGGACUCGACUUCGAAGAUCAAGAUAUCCCCAACAAAACUGACCACUUUCGAUGCCCACCGGAGACUGUUUUUGAAUCCGCCCCGGUCGGCCCGCACGAGCGAGGGCGAGUCCGCCAGUCAGAUCCCGCCUCCGACCACCAAGCCGGGUCUGAAUCUGGCCUUCCUGCACCAGUUUCUCAGUUUGGGAAGUAUCAUGGUGCCCCGCUGGAGCAGCAAAGAAACGGGACUGUUGAUGGGACACGGUGUUUUCUUGCUCCUCCGGACAUACCUGUCGCUGCUUAUCGCGCGGCUGGACGGUGAGAUCGUCAGAGACUUGGUGGCGGGCAAUGGUCGAUCCUUCUCAUGGGGUGUGGUCAAGUGGUGUGGUAUCGGGACGCUCGCGUCCUAUACCAACGCGAUGAUCAAAUUCCUCAAGCACAAGGUGUCUAUCGCCUUCCGAACCCGCCUCACGCGGUAUAUCCACGAUCUUUAUCUGACCAAGGAUGAUAAUUACUACCGGUUGAUGAACUUGGAUGGGGGCAUCGGUCAAGGCCCCGAUCAGUUCAUCACCCAGGACCUCACCCUCUUCUGCUCCGCCGCCGCGUCCCUCUACUCGUCUAUGGGCAAGCCUCUGGUGGAUCUCUUUGUCUUCAACUACCAACUGUAUCGCUCUCUAGGCCCGUUGGCCCUGACGGGAAUGCUCUCGGCGUACUUCAGCACCGCUGUCGUCUUACGGAAGCUGUCACCGCCGUUUGGGAAACUGAAAGCGGUCGAAGGAAAGAAGGAGGGUGACUUCCGAGGGCUACACUCGCGGCUGCUCGCUAAUGCGGAGGAGAUCUCGUUUUACGGCGGGGCCGACAUCGAGCGCGUCUUCCUCAUGAGAAGCUUCAAGGAUCUUCAAUUGUGGAUGGAGAGGAUCUACAGCCUCAAAAUCCGAUACAACAUGAUCGAGGAUAUGAUUCUGAAAUACGCCUGGUCUGCCUUUGGCUACCUGGUCAGCUCUCUGCCGGUCUUCCUGCCCGCUUGGGGUGGCAUGGGUGGUGAGCUGGAGAUGAUCGAUGCGCCCCAGGAGGUUGGCCGGGAGCGCGGGCGCAUGAAGGAGUUCAUUACUAAUAAACGCCUGAUGCUGUCCCUGGCAGAUGCAGGCGGCCGGAUGAUGUACAGUAUUAAGGACAUUUCGGAACUGGCUGGUUACACCUCCCGAGUCUAUACUCUCAUCUCGACGCUCCACCGGGUGCAUGCCGACGCAUACUACCCGCCGCGGGAUUCACACGCCGAGUUGUACUCGUUAGCUGAUGUGCAAGGUACCAUUCACAACGGCUUCGACGGUGUGCGUCUGGAGCAGGUCCCCAUCGUUGCUCCGUCCCUUUACCCCAUGGGUGGAGACGAGCUCCUCGAGUCAUUGUCAUUCGUCGUGCACUCCGGAGACCACCUCCUGAUCUCGGGAUCGAACGGCGUGGGCAAGUCGGCGAUUUCCCGAAUUGUCGCGGGCCUUUGGCCCGUCUACCGCGGACUCGUGAGCCGCCCGCGCGGCUUUGGCCUAGACGGUAUCAUGUUCCUUCCCCAGCGCCCCUACCUCAGCGUGGGAACACUCCGCGACCAGGUCAUCUACCCACACACGGAGAUCGACAUGCGCGAAGCCGGGUUCACCGACGCUCAACUGCAGAAGGUCCUGGACGACGCGCACCUGGGUUAUCUCCCCUCGCGCGAGGGCGGAUGGGAUGCCCGCAAAGAAUGGAAGGACGUCUUCAGCGGCGGCGAGAAGCAACGCAUGGCCAUGGCCCGGCUGUUCUACCACGAGCCGCGCUACGCCUUCCUCGACGAGGGCACCUCGGCUGUCUCGUCUGACGUCGAAGGCCUCCUGUACCAAUGCGCCAAAGACCGGGGCAUAACUGUGAUCACCAUCUCUACCCGCGCCUCCCUCAAGAAGUAUCACACCUACAACCUGAGUCUGGGCCUAGGCGCCGCCGGAGACCAGUGGGAGUUCCAGCAGAUCGGCACCGCCAAGGAGAAGCUGGGUGUGGAGCGGGAGCUGCAAGAGCUGCGUCAGCGUCUGGAUAAGGUGGACGAGUGGAAGCAGCGCCGCGAGGAGAUUGAGACCGAGCUGAACAAGGUGUGGGCUGCGGAUGGUGAAAUUGCGCCGCCGCCGUACGUGGAGAAGUCCGAGGACGAUAGCCAGGCUGUGGUGGCUGAGUUGCAGCCCGAGACCGACUGAUUGGAUACUGUUGUGCAGGGUAUACCCUAUGUAUUUAGCUAGACAUUUAUAGCCAUUGAUUUAA
Aspergillus campestris IBT 28561 is the source of this 2815-nucleotide messenger RNA. It is a transcript of the gene pxa1, whose product is annotated as putative peroxisomal ABC transporter (PXA1). The transcript has a single exon. Gene Ontology annotation, biological process: long-chain fatty acid import into peroxisome; fatty acid beta-oxidation; peroxisome organization. Gene Ontology annotation, cellular component: peroxisomal membrane. Gene Ontology annotation, molecular function: long-chain fatty acid transmembrane transporter activity; ATP hydrolysis activity; ATP binding. Bases 280 to 2751 code for a protein of 823 amino acids. The record is from RefSeq and is a predicted model, not a curated record. Lineage: Eukaryota; Fungi; Ascomycota; Eurotiomycetes; Eurotiales; Aspergillaceae.